Myotis daubentonii (Daubenton's bat) is the source of this 1892-nucleotide messenger RNA. RefSeq names its product PBX homeobox 2 (gene PBX2). Gene Ontology annotation, biological process: regulation of DNA-templated transcription. Gene Ontology annotation, molecular function: DNA-binding transcription factor activity, RNA polymerase II-specific; DNA binding. The record is from RefSeq and is a predicted model, not a curated record. Lineage: Eukaryota; Metazoa; Chordata; Mammalia; Chiroptera; Vespertilionidae. Gene Ontology annotation, cellular component: nucleus.
GGGGGCCUCUGGGCCCCCCCCACUAUGGACGAGCGGCUGCUGGGGCCGCCCCCUCCAGGCGGGGGCCGGGGGGGCCUGGGGCUGGUGGGUGCGGAGCCUGGGGGCCCUGGCGAGCCUCCCGGUGGCGGCGACCCCGGCGGGGGUGGCGGGGGGGUCCCGGGAGGCCGAGGGAAGCAAGACAUCGGGGACAUUCUGCAGCAGAUAAUGACCAUCACGGACCAGAGCCUGGACGAGGCCCAGGCCAAGAAACACGCCCUGAACUGCCACCGAAUGAAGCCAGCACUCUUCAGCGUCCUGUGUGAGAUCAAGGAGAAGACUGGCCUCAGCAUCCGAAGCUCGCAGGAGGAGGAGCCCGUGGACCCCCAGCUUAUGCGCUUGGACAACAUGCUUCUGGCAGAAGGUGUGGCUGGGCCUGAGAAAGGGGGGGGCUCCGCAGCGGCAGCUGCAGCCGCAGCAGCUUCCGGGGGCGGCGUGUCCCCUGACAACUCCAUCGAACACUCGGACUAUCGCAGCAAGCUCGCCCAGAUCCGCCACAUCUACCACUCGGAGCUGGAGAAGUAUGAGCAGGCAUGCAACGAGUUCACGACCCACGUCAUGAACCUGCUGCGGGAGCAGAGCCGCACGCGGCCCGUGGCGCCCAAGGAGAUGGAGCGCAUGGUGAGCAUCAUCCACCGGAAGUUCAGCGCCAUCCAGAUGCAGCUCAAGCAGAGCACCUGCGAGGCCGUCAUGAUCCUGCGCUCCCGGUUCCUGGACGCCAGACGGAAACGCCGCAACUUCAGCAAACAGGCCACCGAGGUCCUAAAUGAGUAUUUCUAUUCCCACCUGAGCAACCCGUAUCCCAGUGAGGAGGCUAAGGAGGAGCUCGCCAAGAAGUGUGGCAUCACCGUCUCUCAGGUCUCCAACUGGUUUGGCAACAAGCGGAUUCGCUAUAAGAAAAACAUCGGAAAGUUUCAAGAGGAGGCAAACAUCUAUGCCGUCAAGACCGCCGUGUCUGUCACCCAGGGGGGCCACAGCCGCACCAGCUCCCCGACACCCCCUUCCUCCGCAGGCUCUGGCGGCUCUUUCAACCUCUCAGGAUCCGGAGACAUGUUUCUGGGGAUGCCCGGGCUCAACGGAGACUCCUACCCUGCCUCCCAGGUGGAAUCACUCCGACACGCGAUGGGCCCCGGGGGCUACGGAGAUAGCCUCGGGGGAGGCCAGAUGUACAGCCCCCGGGAAAUGAGGGCGAACGGCGGCUGGCAGGAGGCUGUGACCCCGUCCUCAGUGACGUCCCCAACAGAGGGGCCAGGGAGCGUUCAUUCUGACACUUCCAACUGAUCUCACCCCUCGGCCACAGGGUGGGGGCUCAGAGGGGACUCUUGAUGAGAGGACAAAGGCAUCCAGAGGACAAGCCCCAGACACAGGAGAAGCACAAGACGGAGAAGGGCAAAUGGGGUCGCCCUCCCCCAGCCGACUCAGUGCUGGGGUUGCUGACUACAUGGCAAGGAGAAGGGGGUCCCCCCUAAGGGGAAGGUGGGGUCUGUCUCCCCUUUUUUCCCCUUCUUUUCAAGCUUUUUCUCUACCCAUUUCUCACAUAGAAACACACCCAGAACCCUAUCUUUCAGGUCCUCUCUCUCAUAGACACAUACACGACUAUUCCGUUUCUCUCCCUCUUUCUCUUUUUUUCUCUCUCUCUCUCUCUCUGGGUUCACCCAUUCUCCCUCCCCCACCCCUUAUCUGCUCUGGGAUCUGUGGAGAUGCCAGCCUUGCCCUACCUACCGGAGAUGCCAAAAAUGGGGACACAACUUCUGGACAGAUGACCUGGCCACGCCCCAGGCCUCCCCCCUCCCCCUCCAGACGGCUUUAUUACCUCAUAUGCAGCUCAUCUUAAACCAAUAGAAUUGCUCGGUGAA